Molecule: messenger RNA, 718 nt
Organism: Cyprinus carpio (common carp)
Lineage: Eukaryota; Metazoa; Chordata; Actinopteri; Cypriniformes; Cyprinidae
Exons: 4
Coding region: 18-473 (151 amino acids)
Biological process (GO): positive regulation of T cell proliferation; cell surface receptor signaling pathway; immune response
Cellular component (GO): external side of plasma membrane
Source: RefSeq, a predicted model, not a curated record
AUCUACUGGUACUGUUAAUGCAUGUCUCUCUGCAUCAGGUAGUUGAAAGUGUUGAAGGAGGCUCUGUCAACUUGAAGUGCAGUCACAAAAACAUUUUACUUGAAGAUAAACACCUGACAGUCCACUGGAGACACAACGACAUCAGGAACGUAUUCGAUAUCAUCCGUGGAAAAGCUUCUAUAAAGGAACAGGACCCAGCGUACAACAACAGAGCAGAAGUUUUACACGAGCAGCUUAAGGGCCACGUCUUUCUCAAACUCACCGAUCUUCAGCUCUCUGAUAGAGGAACGUAUCUCUGUUUCGUCCCAGCUUUGGGAAUUUAUCACAGUACACAGCUGGUGGUCAAAGAACGAACAUUACCCAAGUACGAGGCAAUUCUAGUUCAAGUUCGAAGCCACGGUACAGGAACAAGGCUUGGAAGAACUCUGCACCUCCUAAUACCUUUAACUGGACUGAUUCUGCACUUUAUUUGAACUGGCCUUUCUGGACGCUUUUAUUGUCAAUGAAGCACUGAGCACACUACACCUCUGUAUCUCAGAUCCAUGUAAAUAUUGUAUCAUUCAGGCCGGAGAGGCAUUGUUUUUUGUGUUGUUUGUUUAUAAAUUAAAUGCUGCUCUAUUCCACACUCACUGCAACUGAAUAAUUCAUUAAAAUGACAAUAAAAAACAUUCUUAUGUCUUAAUAAAACACAAUUCAUAAGAAAUCUAUAAUGAAUCAA